UGACGCAAGCGUAGCAGGAGAGCGCUGUGUCCGGAAGUUGCGGCCCCGUCACCGCUGCUGCUGCCGCUACUGCAGCCGCGUUUGCCGCGGAAUUCGGCGAGUAGAACCGCUGAGACGGGCGCGGGCCCGGGUAGGGCCGGGGUUCCGGCCACUCUGCAGAAUGGAGAUAAUCAGGAGCAAUUUUAAGAGCAAUCUUCACAAAGUGUACCAGGCCAUAGAGGAGGCAGACUUCUUCGCCAUCGAUGGGGAGUUUUCAGGAAUUAGUGAUGGACCUUCAGUCUCUGCAUUAACAAAUGGUUUUGACACCCCAGAAGAAAGAUAUCAGAAGCUUAAAAAGCAUUCCAUGGACUUUUUGCUGUUUCAGUUUGGCCUUUGCACUUUUAAGUAUGACUACACAGAGUCAAAGUAUAUAACGAAGUCAUUUAACUUCUAUGUUUUCCCGAAACCCUUCAAUAGAUCUUCACCAGAUGUCAAAUUUGUUUGUCAGAGCUCCAGCAUUGACUUUCUAGCAAGCCAGGGAUUUGAUUUUAAUAAAGUUUUUCGCAAUGGGAUUCCGUAUUUAAAUCAGGAAGAAGAAAGACAGUUAAGAGAGCAGUAUGAUGAAAAACGUUCACAGGCAAAUGGUGCAGGAGCUCUAUCCUACGUUUCUCCUAACACUUCAAAGUGUCCUGUCACGGUUCCUGAGGAUCAAAAGAAGUUUAUUGACCAAGUGGUAGAGAAAAUAGAAGAUUUAUUACAAAGUGAAGAAAACAAGAACUUGGAUUUAGAGCCAUGUACCGGGUUCCAAAGAAAACUAAUUUAUCAGACUUUGAGCUGGAAGUAUCCAAAAGGCAUUCAUGUUGAGACUUUAGAAACUGAAAAGAAGGAGCGAUAUAUAGUUAUAAGCAAAGUAGAUGAAGAAGAACGCAAAAGAAGAGAACAGCAGAAACAUGCCAAAGAACAGGAGGAGCUGAACGAUGCUGUGGGAUUUUCUAGAGUCAUUCACGCCAUUGCUAAUUCGGGAAAACUUGUUAUUGGACACAAUAUGCUCUUGGACGUCAUGCACACAGUUCAUCAAUUCUACUGCCCUCUGCCUGCGGACUUAAAUGAGUUUAAAGAGAUGACAACAUGUGUUUUCCCCAGACUCUUGGAUACUAAACUGAUGGCCAGCACACAACCUUUUAAGGAUAUUAUUAACAACACAUCCCUUGCGGAAUUGGAAAAGCGGUUAAAAGAGACACCUUUCAACCCUCCUAAAGUUGAAAGUGCCAAAGGUUUUCCCAGUUAUGACACAGCGUCUGAAAUGCUCCACGAGGCAGGCUACGAUGCCUACAUCACAGGGCUGUGCUUCAUCUCCAUGGCCAAUUACCUAGGUUCUUUUCUCAGUCCUCCAAAAAUUCAUGUGUCUGCCAGAUCAAAACUCAUUGAACCUUUUUUUAACAAGUUAUUUCUUAUGAGGGUCAUGGAUAUCCCCUAUCUAAACUUGGAAGGACCAGACUUGCAGCCUAAACGUGAUCAUGUUCUCCAUGUGACAUUCCCCAAAGAAUGGAAAACCAGCGACCUUUACCAGCUUUUCAGUGCCUUUGGUAACAUUCAGAUAUCCUGGAUUGAUGACACAUCAGCAUUUGUUUCCCUUAGCCAGCCUGAGCAGGUACAAAUUGCUGUCAAUACCAGCAAAUAUGCAGAAAGCUAUCGGAUCCAGACCUAUGCUGAAUAUAUGGGGAAAAAACAGGAAGAGAAGCAGAUCAAAAGAAAGUGGAUGGAAGAUGGCUGGAAGGAGGCUGACAGCAAGCGGUUAAACCCCCAGUGCUUACCCUAUGCCCUGCAGAAUCACUAUUACCGCAACAAUAGUUUUACAGCUCCCAGCACAGUAGGAAAGAGAAAUUUGAGUCCUAGUCAAGAGGAAGCUGGCCUGGAGGACGGAGUGUCGGGGGAGAUUUCCGACGCUGAGCUUGAGCAGACCAAUUCCUGUGCAGAGCCCCUCUCAGAGGGAAGGAAAAAGGCCAAGAAAUUAAAAAGAAUGAAGAAGGAGCUUUCUCCAGCAGGAAGCAUCUCCAUGAACAGCCCUGCCACGCUCUUUGAAGUUCCUGACACGUGGUAACCAAGACCUGAGGGCAGCAAACCACUGGUGCUGUCGCCCUGAGCAAGAGCCGGCUGGCACAUUUGGAAGCCAUACUAUAUUUAACCUAAUAAAAUGUGGUAUGGGAGGGGUUGGAAACCAAGCUGUCUCCUGGAAAAAACAAAAAACAGGUUUUAUUUUUGUGGCUGUGGUUUUUUUUUUUGUUUGUUUUUUCCUUUUUAAUCUAACUGCCUGUUGACGUUGACAUUCAUCAUGGUUGUAGGCUGUCAUGAAUGUGUACGUGCUUAACCAGUGAAUUCCGUGUUGCUCCUGUGAGGCCUUUCCUAUUAUGACCCAGUGUGCUUAAGAACCCACCUGAUGGGGAAUGUUGGCUGUGAAAUCUGCAGAAAGAGCUGACGUCCUGACGUGAUCAUGAAUUUGGGGGUGUCCUCCUGCCUGUGUGUCUUCUUGCGCUCAGAUUUUGAGGCGGUUGCAGCCCUCGGUUAGUCCCCCAGUGGAGAAAUGGGUUGUACCUCCCUGCUUCCCUCCAUAGCUGCCUGAAAAUACGACGCUCUCAUGCUUGUCGUCCACUCACACCGACCCAUGAGGGAGCUUGCCCUAUGCCCUGGUCUUUGGGCAUAUUUAUGUAGAGUUCCUUUCUCCCAAGACAUGAGUUUCAUGGGGGAUGUACGAGUAAAAAGGUUAACUUCUGUUCUUACACGUGGCGCCGUGUUCACUUUCCAGAGUCUCUGUUCAUUUGUUUGGGUGGUGGUCUGGGGGUACAGCGGUGUGUGUGCAUGUGUGUGUGUGUGCUUGUGUGUGUGUGUGUGUGUGUGCUUGUGUGUGUGUGAAAUCAUGCAAAUCUACAACAUGUCCCAGUUCAUUCUCUGUUGAAACAGAUCACAGCAAUGACAAACGCUCAUGGAGCUGCUUUGCUACACCCGCUUUAGAUAGAUCAUUGUUAGAUAUUUAACAUUUUUGUAUGGUGAAAAUAAAAAUGAAAAAUGUAUUUCCAAAAGAUGACAAUUAAAGACAUUUUCAUA
This is a messenger RNA of Cebus imitator (Panamanian white-faced capuchin), 3081 nucleotides long. It is a transcript of the gene PARN, whose product is annotated as poly(A)-specific ribonuclease. Gene Ontology annotation, molecular function: poly(A)-specific ribonuclease activity; metal ion binding; RNA binding. Bases 161 to 2080 code for a protein of 639 amino acids. Gene Ontology annotation, biological process: nuclear-transcribed mRNA poly(A) tail shortening. The record is from RefSeq and is a predicted model, not a curated record. Lineage: Eukaryota; Metazoa; Chordata; Mammalia; Primates; Cebidae. The transcript has 24 exons. Gene Ontology annotation, cellular component: cytoplasm; nucleus.